Molecule: messenger RNA, 2362 nt
Organism: Chelmon rostratus (copperband butterflyfish)
Lineage: Eukaryota; Metazoa; Chordata; Actinopteri; Chaetodontiformes; Chaetodontidae
Gene: elp6
Product: elongator acetyltransferase complex subunit 6
Exons: 7
Coding region: 209-1024 (271 amino acids)
Biological process (GO): tRNA wobble uridine modification
Cellular component (GO): elongator holoenzyme complex
Source: RefSeq, a predicted model, not a curated record
CUGAUUUUAGCACAGCAGCUAGCGGAGAGGAAAGCUGUCAAAUUAUGACUCCAAAUAGAGUCUCUGACGUUACUUUUUAACUUAUGAAUUUACAAAACAAAUUUUGAGAUGAAUUCCCGCUAGCAACUCCUAUGUUGUCACGUUGUUUAGCUCGCCUACGAACUGUUUAGCUUGUUAUUUAGAGUUGAGUUAGCUAGUAGUGUUAGCUAUGUUUACAGAGCUGAAUAGCAUCUUGAACACCACUCCCGACAGCUUCACACAGGGAGAAUUUAUCUUGGUCUCAGACAGACAGAGUGAUGCCUCUUUCCUCAUUCACCACUUCCUCUCUUUGUACCUGCGAGCUCGCUGCAAAGUGUGGUUUCUGGGUCUGGUGCAGUCCUUCAAUCAUUACAGCGCUGUCAGCCAGAGACUGGGUGUAAGCCUAGCACAAGCAAAGGAAAAGGGGCAGCUGGUUUUCUUAGAGGGACUACAGGAGUCGCUGUCUGUUUUGAUUCCUCAAGAAACAAACACAGGAAGUCAAGCCAUGGACUUCCUCAGGGACCCUUCAGUUGGUCUGAAGAGUCUGUACGAGUUUGUCCAGUCCAGUAUGAGCAGAUCUGGUGGCACGGGAGAGGGAACAGAUGGUGCAGAGGAGUGGGGACCCCCGGUGUUGCUGGUGGAUGACCUCAGUGUGCUGCUGAGUCUGGGGGUGAGCGUUGGAGCCGUGUUGGACUUAAGUCACUACUGCCGAGCCACCAUCUGCUCCCAGCUACAGGGCAAUGUGGUGAUGCUGGCACGCUGUGAUGGGGAGGAAGAGGAGGACGAUGGAGAUGAUGAAGGCUCAGAGAGACUUCUGAAGGGCCUGACGCACCAGUGUAGCCUAACUCUUCAUGUACAGGGUCUCCCGACUGGCUUCUGCAGGGAUAUACACGGGCAGUCACGAGUACCUAGUAGACGAUGCCUAAUCAGUCAGUCAUCAUUCCUUCAGUCUUCAGUCCAACACUGUGGCCAGAAAUUGUUUAUCUGGACAUCUACACAUAUUUGAUAGAAUUACCAGGUAUCAUUAGGCUGAAUGUUGUCUAUGAAUAACUAGCCUGUUAAUUGCAAACUCUUCAGUUGUGGAUAGGCUGAAAUUUAGAAUCCUUUAAAAGGCAGAAUCUAAUUCAUAUUUAUUGUGAUCAAAAAGGAAUUUUCACUGCUGCCAAAAUAAAGAAUUACCAUUCUCUGGAGGCUCGUAAAUUCUUACUGCUCUCCUUUUAGGAUCCCUUUCCUUUCCAGGAAGGAUCAUUCAUAUGUUUGUUUUACAACCUGCUGCACAAGUCUUUCUGCCAUAAGGGGCUGCAGCCUUGGCGAUUGGUACAUGAUGACAUGAUGCCGUCUGGUCUAUAGAUGAAAAACAUCUGCGUUUGUCUUUGUAAACAUUACUGAUGCUGUCAUUACCUGCAGCAGGAAUAACUUACAUUUAAUUGUGGUUUUAUGAACAUGAAUCACAGAUUGAACCCUUUUAAAGUACUGAUAUCUGAGUGAAAUCAAUGUACAUACAGGAACAAUAACUUUUAAGGUGAGAAAAAUGGUGCGACACGUGGCAUGAGUUCUGUUAGAGGCUACAUACAUAUAUUUAAAGUAUAUAUUGAGGAAGGUCAUUGAUAGAUGCAUGAAAAGCUGUUGAAUUUCUGGAAUAAAAAUGUAAGUAAACCAAUAGCGUUCUUUGUUUGCAGGUGGAAGUGUGUUGGAGGAGGAGACAAGGUGAUGGACAGUACACCCAGAAGAAACUCUUUCAGUACAAGGUCCAUGAUAAAGGAGCCUCCUUCUUUGCUCGUGGGACAUCCAGUGCUGUUCUCUAGUUCUACCUCACAACCUCCUAGUUUACCUUUUGUGUCUCUUACAUCUGGCAAAUGACUGUUAUAUUUACACAAUACAGAUGUUGGUUGUUUGGCUGCCAAAGUGGUUGGUGAACUCGACAAAUUCACCAUCCAAAGCCGAGCAUUACAUUUGGAUGCUUACUGGUGUGAGUCUGGACCCCAGACUGUCUGGAGGAGGGACCUCUGAAACGCAGCUCACUUUGCAAAUUUUUCUCAGCUAUUCAGAUAAGUGAAUAUACAAGAAAGGAGCAAUUCAGUCUGAUUAUGAGGCUGGUCUGCUGAAGAUGUGACUACAGACUACAGACAUGCUUUUGUCAGUAUUCAGUCAGUAGAUGAAUCAUUUUUUGUACGUUGACAGCAGGCUAUGUAUAAUUGCAGUCUAUUUACAUUUGUGAUUGUUAGUGCACAUUAAUGCCUCAUAGUCAGACUGUAGACCGAUUAAAGGGAAUAAUAAUUAAGAAAUAAUACCAGUUACCACUGAACAAAGCUAUCGCUGGAUGUUGGUUAAAUAAAAUGAAAUA